UUUAUCACUUGUUGUUCAUGUCAAGAUAAAUCGAUAUGUAAAAAAUUCUUGAGUUUUAAUAAACACACCUACGUGUUUUUACCUUUUUGUGUCACUCGGUAUACGUAGUGAGCUACUUCUAGGGAUACUUUUGAUUCAGGAGAAAUAUUUCAAAUGCGGCCCAUAAAUGCACCUAAAAGCUACUACCAAAUUCUAACAGAGAGCUCAUUAAAACACACGAUCUUUUGAAUGCAAUGCUUUUACAUCUUGCAUAUUGGCAAUAAAAUGUUUUGGAAGCCUUUAUGGUCCACCGGCUAUAUUACGAUGUUCACUAGAAGAAUCUAACAACGUACGGAAAUCACCUAUAGCCCAAAAUGACUUUGCCAUACAAACUAACAUAUUUCAAUGUUACUGGACUUGGAGAGCCAAUAAGGUUCCUAUUCACAUAUGGAAACAUCGAGUUCGAGGAUUCUCGGAUUGACGAUUUCGAAGAGUGGAAAAACAAAAUAAAGCCAACCAUGCCUUUCGGACAAAUGCCCAUACUAGAAUAUGAAAGUAAAGUAGCUCACCAGAGCUUAGCUAUUGCAAGGUAUGUCGCCAAAAAGGUGGAACUAGUAGGCAAAAAUGACUGGGAAGAUUUGGAAAUCGACGCCGCUGUGGAUACACUUAACGACCUUAAGAUAAAAUUGUCAAGCUUCCAUUACGAGUCCGAUGAGAAUAUCAAGAAGUCAAAAAUGGAAUUAGUACUCAAGGAACAAUUGCCUUAUUAUUUGAAGAAGUUAAACGAUCAGGCGGAGAAGAAUGGUGGACAUUUAGCCUGUAAUAGGUUAACUUGGGCCGAUAUGUACCUGGCUGGCAUAGCAAAAUACUUCAACUACGUGGCUCAAAAAGAUAUAUUUGCAGAUGCACCCGCGCUCAAGAAAGUUUGUGAUUACGUAUACAACCUGCCCAGUAUAAAAGCCUGGAUGAAUAAGAGUCCUAAAACUCUGUUUUGAUUUUGAACUAAAUUUCUAUUUAUUUAUUCAAUUCUAUACCACCAGUGGGUAUUUUGGCAUCAUUCAUUAAUUUUAUAUUAAGUUCUAUUAUGAAAUAAAGAGUUUUUUUUAACAAAUGCAUUUUAUUUGAUAUGGUUAAAAUGUUAAUUACAAUGCUUAACAUCUAUUAAAUACAUUUCAUUUAUACUAAAAAUGUAGAACUUUAAAAAAUAGUUAUUAAAUAAUUCAUAUAUAAAUGCAAUAUUAAUGAAAUAAUUACAGUCCUUAAGUAUACGUAACAGUAGAAAAGCGAGAGCAACAGAGGAGGAAGAUUUUAUACAGAAAAGAUUGUAUUUUUUAUGAAACGAGAUACUAGUAUACUAUAAAGACUUUGGACAUAAAUAGCAUAAAACUGAUAUGUACUGAGCGCCUUAUAAGUAAUAUAAGUUCAAGAAACCUGCUUUGACUAGCAACAGAUCUAGCAACAUGCUCUAGUCCAUAAUAUGGAUCAAAAUAUCAUCAAAACGGGAGUCCGACAACAGACUGGUACAACGCCACCCAGCGUUCAUAGGGCAGACGUGUAGAUUUUCCGUGUAAAAGAAAUAAGUAACACCUAGUAAGUACACUCUCAUAUACAGUACUUUUUAAAAGUAUGCCCCUCCUCCUUGAACAGGUCAAGUUAACAGAUUGAAAUUCGGAAUGGAGAAAUAAAUGCAUAAAUACUACAUUUGUUGGAACAUUUUUUUAAAUGAAACAGGGGGUCGUGCGAAGACUCAUGUUGACGCUCUUCAAGAGUAGCUGUAUUUCAUAAUCUUAGAAAAUAACAUCACUAUGAUUGAAAAUGGUGGACUGGCAAUCAAUCAAAGUUGAGCGUUUUUAUACAUUGAAUCGCUUAUAACUGAACAAUUAAUUAUCAAAACGCUAUAGUCUAGUAUAUCAAUCUGGGAAGGAUCUAUCCGAAUAAGCAAUAAAAUGUGGACGAUUCCUUUAAAAAAAUUAUAUAUCUCUUUUCUAACUGAAUGUCCCAUGAUUUAUUGAACAUUCAGAUGGACUUUUGCAAAAGAAGAUUGAUAUAAGAUGCUAUAACUUUUUGUUGAUAUAUUGUUGAGUCUAAACAAUGCAAUGUACAAAAUCCGUCUAUUUUGGGUUACAAAGUACUUAUCUUAAAAUAUAGUAUCCAUGCUUGGAUUUUAUACACUCCGAGUUUCAGGUUACUAACUUGAUCUGUUCAAAACAUAAUUAGGGAGAAAGGCCGUUCUGAAAAGCCCUGUAUACUCAAUAUGAUUCCACGUUAUCAUCAACACCAAUCAAGAGUAUUGAAAACUAAGUUAGUCAGUUACUGAAAAUAUACAAAACUGCUGAACUGUUUCGUAUAAGAAAGAAGUAGAACAAUGUAUCUUCAGUAUUCAAAAGAUCUUGCGUAUACAGAACUCCUAAAGCCGCCAAUUGUAUACAUUAGUAACAUACCAAUUUAGUUUUAAAUUCUCUUUGGUGGUGCUCUCAAAAAGUAUAUAAUAUAUCUCUAAUGAGAAAAAAAUGCCCAUUUAUGUCCUACUAUUCCCUAAAAAACUAAAAAGUACGCAACGUAGAUGUCGUCUUCAUGCGUAUAUACGAGUAGGUAUUUGGCGAAUAUUUAUUAAAUAACGAAUACUUAGUGUGCAUGAUGCAUGGUUUAGUCACACUUACAGGGUUACUGGCAAUUCGGCGCACUUCUUCAAGGACAUGUAGGAAACCCAAAAUGCAACGUAUUUGAUCACUUGAUUAGUGGUUUGUCAAGACUCUCAGUUUUUGCGAUUUAUUAACAAUCACCCAAAACCAGGCAUUUCAGAAUUAAUAAUUAAAACGCUACGUGAGAAAGGCGUGCGAAUUCAAUUAUUUUUCAUAUUUAGAAGUUAAGGUAACAUAACACAACCAUUGAAAAUUCAAAAUGCUACACAAAAUACAAUAACUGGUAAUCUGAGAAAUAAAAUAGCUUUCGUAUUCGGUUUCAUUCACAAAUCAUGCUCAAUGGAAGCCUCUUACUUAGUUGCAGGAUAGAGGUUUGUAUUUAGUUUCUAGAUCCUACUGUAAUUCCUAAUUGAAUUUCAAUAUUUAAGGUGGUGGUUUUAUUAAGUUUUUGAAAAAUUUGCUGGAAAGCUGAAAGCAAUAGUUAUUAUCGUUAGCUACCUCUCUGUACGGAGGCAGAAUACCAUCCAAUUGCGUAACUGCUAAGCAUUUGUGUGUAAUGUGUGUCGAUAAGUAUCUCCUGCCUUGCGAGAUAGCUCGUUUGGAACAACAAGAAAUUAGUAGCUAAGCAAGGUGUUUCCUAACUGAAUAUCCAUACCUAUUCAAAAGGGCGAUUUUUGAUUCCAUUUUAAGAAGAAAACUUCAUAUGAACAUAUGUCUCAAACAUCUUAACUUUUGAGAGGCAGGAUGGACAAAGUUUUUAAUAUAGAAAAUCAGUGGUACGGCACUGACUUUGAAUUUGUUUAACACACCGUUAAUGUCACCCAUACCGUUAAUGUCUGUCAAAAUUGGCUAGUGAAAUUUCGUACAACCACCACCUGAUGGAAUUAAAAAAAUAUAGUAUACAUUAAAAAAUGGAUCUUGAUGCAUAGUACAUGUAUGUAAGUAUAUUUCAUCAAAAUAUCUAAAGUGGUAUUCACAGAUAAUAAAAAGUGGUUGAUGCUUGAAAGCUUUACCACCCUGUGGCUCAAAAGCUAUGAGGUUUAGAACAUACGUUCAUAUGAAAUUUUCUUCUUGAAGUGGACCCAAAAAUCGUUACAUUAAAUAUUGAGAUUUAGUCAGGAAACACCCUGAAUGGAUAUUUUUGAGUAAUUUAUAUGAUCAAUGACCAAGCAACUUUUAAAGCUAGACACAACUUUGUUCUAAGAAAGACUGAAAACGAAAACUAUUACUUUUCAAAAUAGCUUUAUUUUAUCAUGUUCAGUAUUUCUUUAUAUGAUUGUAUUCACUUAAUAAACUACGAAACCUAAUCGUAAUCAAAAAACCUCAUAGAUUGAUGAAAAACACAAACAUUAUGAAAACUUCAACACUAUUGAUUUUUGCCCAUACAUAUAUGAGGUCAAAUGUGUUGCCUUUUUGGGUCCCCUAACUCUGUCCCACAGCUCUGUAAAAAUACCAAAUAUUAACAAUUCAUGAGUUUUGUCUACCUUACACGAGAAGUGACUUUUCAAUAUCUGCAUUAGCCCAACUAAGUAGUUACAUGCAAUAGCGAAUAGCAAUUAUUCACCGAAUACCAACAUAAUUGUAUGGGUGGCACAUAAUAUAAGAGCAGUUAGAUUUUUGCCUGUAAACAACAAUUUAUAGCAUUGACGUCAGUCAGCUAAUUGUAAUACCUUAUUAUUUCAAAAACAGAUACAUUGAACACGUCAUAAUCAGUAAUUAAAAUAAUUCAGUGAACACAACAACAUUGAAUUUCAGUUUAUAUGGAGAUAUACUCAAUGUAACUGUUGAAACUUAUCGUGUGGUUGUCUCGCUUGUCCCCUAUUCAUUUCCAUGUUGUCCUGGUAGCAAAAUAAAAUUACAAAUGGAGAAAAUUUCCAAAGUCCAAAAACUUUGAAAUGCAACAUUAAACUAAUUUUCUUCGACAUAUGUGCAUUUGUUUAGAGGCUAAAAGGAUAUUGAAAUAUAUUGAGACUUCUGCCAUAAGUAGAGAACAGUAGCAAAUUGUAGGGGGAAGAGAAGGGUUUUCACCAUCCAAGGCUGCAAAAAAUUCUGUUAUCUCACCGACAUACGAAAGCGUUAAUUUACCUUCCUAAUGUUUCCAACAAAACUGAUAAUCCCAAUAAUAAGUCAACCUAACUCCGCUUCUGGUACUGGCCUUUCCCUAAUCACAGUGAAUCAGCGUCAUCUACAACUUCCUUAUCUUCUUAUACGUAAUAGUUUUUAGUAUAUAGUGUACUUCAGAAAGAUCCUCCCAACUUAUUUUGUGAGCGGGUGAAAUCUAGGGUGAUGAAUUUCAACAAUUUGUAACAAUUUUUUAAUUAGAAUGUGGAGUCAAGUGAAGCUCAUUCUGAAGCUCCUUAUGAGUACUUUAUAAUCCUAGAAUAUGAAAUCA
Acanthoscelides obtectus is the source of this 5013-nucleotide messenger RNA. The record is from the annotation of a GenBank genome assembly. Lineage: Eukaryota; Metazoa; Arthropoda; Insecta; Coleoptera; Chrysomelidae.